This is a messenger RNA of Rhinichthys klamathensis goyatoka, 1450 nucleotides long. RefSeq names its product paralemmin 1a (gene palm1a). The transcript has 9 exons. Lineage: Eukaryota; Metazoa; Chordata; Actinopteri; Cypriniformes; Leuciscidae. Gene Ontology annotation, cellular component: membrane. Gene Ontology annotation, biological process: regulation of cell shape. The record is from RefSeq and is a predicted model, not a curated record. Bases 169 to 1344 code for a protein of 391 amino acids.
AGAGGGGCAGAUUCAGGGGAGGGACGCAAGCAGCAGCAGCUCCCGGUCUCACUGCUCACACACAGGGAAGAAGACACAGGGCUGACACUGAUGGUGCUGUGCAUCUGAUAAAAACAAACAAACGGGAGAAUAAACCUGAAAUUUGAGGGGAAACAGCACUGGGACAAUAUGCAGAUGUCAGAAUCAGGCUCACAGCAGGAACGGCUCCAGGCUAUUGCAGAAAGGAGGAAAAGACAGACAGAAAUUGAGAAUAAGAAAAGACAACUAGAGGAUGACCGACGACAGCUUCAGCACCUCAAGUCAAAGGCACUGAGGGAAAGAUGGCUGCUAGACGGUGCGCCCUCUGCAGGACCGGAGGAAGACGAGACUACAAAACAGUUGCGGGAAGACGAGGCCAAAACCAGAGGUCUUGAGGAGACCAUUCUUAGACUGGAAAGAGAGCUGGAAGAGCUAGAGACAGGUUUGUCUGCAACAUCCACCAAAGAGAACCUGUCAGACGCAGUACAGGAAGUCAACACCGUGACAGUAGAGAAAAUGGUUGUGACAGACUCUGUAAAAGGUGUAAAAGAGGUCAAAGUUCACGUCAGCCCUCGUCUGGAGAAAUCCGGAGGUGUCUCUGACAUGAUGAGAGCAGCGAUGUACUCCGUAGAGAUCACUGUUGAGAAGGACCUGGUGACUGGAAAGACCAAAGUCCUGUCCACUAACACACUGCUCCCCAAAGACCUCUCGCUGCAGGGGGUCAAGGUCUAUGAGGAUGAACAGAAAGUGGUGCAUGAAGUGCGCAGUGUGGACGGCGCAGUGACCAAUGGCGUUCACCAGCUCAGCUCUUCAGAGGUGGAUGAGCUCCUCCACAAAGCUGAUGAGGUGACCAUGAGCGAGAGCGGCAAGACUACGCCACGACUCGAGCGAGGGCAGGCCGAGAAAGUGGAGAAGGUUGAGAAAGAUGUAGUCCCAGGUGCAGCCGGCUCCACCCCCGUAAUGGAGAUCACAGGUGUAGAACCGAAACCCGCAACACCUCAGACAGAAGUGGGCGGGGCCAGUGCGGAGAACCCAGUUACGAUGGUUUUCAUGGGUUACCAGAGCGUGGAGGACGAGGAUGAAACAAAGAAGGUUUUGGGGCAGGAAAGCACGACUGUGAAGGCCGAGGUGGUCGUCAUAGAGGAUGGAGAUGCCAAGACCACCACCACCAGUGACACCAUGCAGGAGCAGGCACCUUCUAACGGCAGCCCAGCAGAGCCACCGAAGGCUGAAGAGGCGGCAGGAGAGUCGGGACAGCCAGAAGGGGGCGCUGCUGAGGUCAAGAGCAAGGAGAAACAACCCUGCAAGUGCUGCGCCAUCAUGUGAGCCUAAACGCACCCACCCAAACAUGGACUUUACUGAUGAAAUGCAACAACAUACAGAGAGAACAAUAGCAAGGCAAAGAAUAAACAUUCACUAUCUUUUGAUAGAA